AUGGCAGAAUACAAACUCUCAUACGAGUCCCAACUGGACGUCUACCAUCCAUCCUACCGCUUCGAAACCCACGAUCCACGCGACUGGAAAUCAGCCGCCGGCCGCGGUCCGGCACUCCCAGCUCUAGGAAAUGCAACAGCCGGCGCUGUCGGCGCAGCCAUUUCCAACGUCGUCGUCUACCCACUCAAUGUGAUAGUAGCACGGCUUCAAACUCAGAAACGAAAAGAUGUUGACUCGACCGAGAAAUCGGACAAUUAUAGUGACGAAGAAGAGGAAGAAUAUACUAGUGUCCUCGAUGCCGCUCGCAAAAUAUACCAGCAGCAGGGUAUCGGCGGCUUCUACCCCGGUCUCGUGCAAGAUACGUGGAAGACAGUCGCCGACUCGUUUCUUUUCUUCCUUGCCUAUAGCGCUAUUCGACAAAAAAGGAUUAUUGCACGUGUAGGUGCUGAGCGAGCGGCGAGGGGUAAGAAUAUUGUCCUUCCUGUAUUUGAUGAGCUCGCUGUUGGCAUUCUGGCUGGCUCGUUUGCUAAGUUGUUCACUACGCCGUUGUCGAAUAUUGUUGCCCGGAAGCAGAUGUCUGCUGCGCGGACAAAGGGCAAUAAGAAGAGUCUAUCGACGGGUGAUAUCGCUUCGCAGAUUCAGAAGGAGAAGGGUCUUGCGGGUUUCUGGUCUGGGUAUUCGGCUACCCUGAUCCUGACGCUGAACCCUUCUCUCACUUUCUUCCUGAAUGAGUUCCUGAAGCGGGCUCUGCUACCACGCGCAAAACGUGAUAAACCCUCGCCAGCUGUGACUUUUCUUCUCGCGGCGCUGAGCAAAGUCGCCGCUUCUUCUAUUACAUAUCCUUUCUCCCUUGCCAAGACCAGAGCUCAAGUCCUCAAGUCCACAUCCAAAUCUGGAUCUCCACAAUCCGCAUCGCAAUCAUCCCUCCUCAGCACCCUCACUCCCCAGAUAAUCUCAACAGUUAUAACAAUCGCUCGCAAAGACGGCUUCAAGGCCCUCUACGCCGGUCUCCAGGGUGAAGUCCUCAAGGGCUUCUUCUCGCAUGGCUUCACAAUGCUAGCCAAAGAUGCCGUCUACGCCUCCAUUAUCAAGAGCUACUAUCUCCUCCUAAUGCUAAUGCGCCGUUAUCCCUCUCCAGAGGAACUCAUCGAGCGUGCGCGCGAGCAGGCAGAGGAGUAUACCGAAAUUGCGCGAGAGGGAGCGCGAGAUCUAGCCGAACGCACGAAAGAAGGUGCAGAGGGGGUUUUGGCUGGGACGUCUGGGGGAGUGGCUGUUGAUAUGACUUCUAAUUCGGCGAGUGCUGCUGAGACUGCCGAUGCGGGUAAGGAGGCUUCUGGUAUUGAUGCUUCUUCUGGGCUGAAGGUUCCUGUCUCGCAUCUAUCUGAAGACGUUAAUGAGACUGCGGAAUUGGUGGGUGAUUAUGUUGAGGAUGAGGCUGCUGAGUGGAAGAGCUUUUAUCAUUGGUUUUGGGAGAAGGACCGAGGAACGCAUAAAGUCUGA
This is a messenger RNA of Penicillium arizonense, 1500 nucleotides long. Its product is annotated as putative mitochondrial carrier protein. Lineage: Eukaryota; Fungi; Ascomycota; Eurotiomycetes; Eurotiales; Aspergillaceae. The record is from RefSeq and is a predicted model, not a curated record. Bases 1 to 1500 code for a protein of 499 amino acids. The transcript is spliced from 2 exons.